UUCUGGAAAAACGCGUCUGUAUUAGGUACUAAAAUAACGACAAAAAGAUUACACAUUACUUUAGCGAUAGCGGAUAUGGAUUGCAUUUGCAAAAUCCUAGUUUCGAUUAGCGAUGUUUAGAUGAGUUUUCCCUAAUCCGCCUUUGGCCUUAAACGCUUAUCAUAUUAUGACUUCGUAACUACAUUUUUUUUUUAUAACUCGACGACGUCAGUCAUUCGGGUGGAAGAAAAAAACACCAAAUCGCAAAAAGCUUUGCGCCGACUACAUUCUAAUGUUUGGUCUAAUUGCUAGAGCAAGUGGAGGAAGAAAAAAAGAUUAUUGACGAUCUUUAUAAAUAAGAUAAAUCUAUAAAGUAAGAAACUUCUUUUUUUUAUUAUUAAACGGUGCUAGACUACCUCGAUUGUGCAGUGCAUGUGCGUGUGUGGUCUUUUUUAAUUUCACGCAAUCGAGUCACGCAAAAGUUAGUUGGGAGAGUACAUGUUAGACUAGUUAAUUCAUUUUAAGUAGAAUAAAUUCUAUUAUAGAUGUUCAUAUACGAACUUCUUUACAAUAUGUAACAUCCACGUCAAAAUUGACGAAUAAUCGACUUGACAGUGUGUUGAGGUCACUAUAGUAAAAAAAUGUCUGUUACGAAAUUAACGAUUAAUAAAUAUGAAAAUUGCUCUAAUUCCAAAUAUAUGAACGUUAUAAUUGAAGAGGAUGGCAUAACGGCAGAAACGAAAUUCGGUGACUGGAUUGAUGGUAUAAAUGAGCAUAAAAAGAAGAAUACAGAGAAGUCUUCUCGAUUGGUAGUGAAAAUAAUCUCUGAAGACGAAACCAAUGAGUUCAAUUUAGAUUCUUGCGCUAGAGAAGUUGAUGAUAUAAAUAAGUAUUUGUGUACUAAUAAGAUUCUUAGUGGUAAUAUCCUACAAGACGAUGAGUACAAGGCUUGCACCAAAAAUUUCAACUCGCAUGAAUGUGAACAAAAUAGUUUACUCAAUAACAAUAAUAUUAAAGGUCGUGAUGAUAUUAGCGAAAAAAUAGCUCGUGAAAAUGAUACUUCAAUAACCGAAUCACAAACAUAUGAUUCCAAGCAAUACCUGAGUCCACUAGAACACAGUUUAGAAAAGGUGAAGGAGAACAACGCCCGUAUUAUGGAAAACAUACAUUUACUAAACAGAACACUGAAUUAUACUAAGAAAAAAGAAAUUCUUGACAUUGUAUCACCAAAAUCAAUGCCGUCCUAUUCUUGUAAUACUUGUGGGAAAUGUUUCGUUUACGAGACUGGGCUGAGGAGACAUUACUCUAUGAGGCAUGCCUUCUCAGAAAUUCAGCCUCGCUGGCAAGUGGUGUGGACAUGUGUUCAAUGUUUUCAAGUGUGGCCGAGUCAAGAUCAAGCCAUGAAACAUAUACUCGUCUGUUGUAAAUCGGACAAUCCUGAAUAUGUAAGAGAGAUCAAAACAUCAUCGCUAUUGCAAUGCGAGUUUUGCGAAAAAGUAUUUACCAGUAUACCCAGAUUGCUGAGACAUUUUAAGACGCAUACUACUGCAAACAAUUACAAAUGUAAUGCAUGUGGAAACGUAUUUUUAUCAUACAAAAGUGCAGAACAACACUGGCUUCUUUGUCCUUGGUUGAAAGUUUAUUAUAGCUUUUCAUUGCCAAAACUUUUGUUGUGCAAUGCAUGCGAUCGCAAGUUCAGAAAUUACGAUCAACUAUAUAACCACAGGUAUAAAUUUGGUCAUUUUAUAUCUAAAAUUCAUAAUAGUGAAGAGGGUUCUAAUUCUGUUGGCACAUUAGUUUACCAAUGUGAAAUUUGUGGACUAUGGUACCUAUCUCCAAUGAUAUUAAAGGCCCACAGGAAUCAAUACCAUCCUCACACAGAUGAUAGCAUAUUGCCAGGAAUGAACAAAAGUAUAACCCAGGAUUAUACUACACAAAAUUGUGAGUUCCACAUUGAUUAAGAGUUACAAAGAAUAUACCUUUGCUGUGUGUUAAAUCUUAUUAGGAUUAGAGUAAAGCUGUUAUUACAAUUUACAAUAAAAGUUGAUUUCAUCAA
Manduca sexta (tobacco hornworm) is the source of this 2035-nucleotide messenger RNA. RefSeq names its product zinc finger protein 521-like. The transcript is spliced from 3 exons. Bases 621 to 1940 code for a protein of 439 amino acids. Gene Ontology annotation, molecular function: sequence-specific DNA binding; DNA-binding transcription factor activity, RNA polymerase II-specific. The record is from RefSeq and is a predicted model, not a curated record. Gene Ontology annotation, cellular component: nucleus. Lineage: Eukaryota; Metazoa; Arthropoda; Insecta; Lepidoptera; Sphingidae. Gene Ontology annotation, biological process: regulation of transcription by RNA polymerase II.